CAAAGCCAACCCAACUUUAAUAUAAUCCCUUUUCCCUUGUAAUAAUCACUUGUCUUUAUCGAAAGCAUAAUGACUAAGCAAGCCAGAAGAAGAGAGGCGGCGACUAUCAUCGGUGCUCCGUCCGGAAUAUCAGCGGGGGCGGACUUAGUUGCCAACAACGUCGAUCUCCUCACAGAAAUCCUUCUAUGGUUGCCGGUGAAAUCCACAUUCCGAUUCAAGUGCGUGUGCAAGCAUUGGCUCUCUCUCCUCUCCGACUCCCAAUUCGCCACCAACCACUCCACCCGAAACCCCAGACCCUCCUCCAUCUCAGGCUUGUAUUACUACAUCAAACAAACACACAGAUCCGUCUCCCUUCAUGGCUGCGGCCGUAAUAUCCUGUCUCUCUCCUUCCUCAAAGAUUCUAAAGCGCAAUCCACAGUUUUGGUUGAAGACUAAUGGGUUACUGUUGUGCUAUUAUUAUGGUCGUGCCCGUGGUAGUGAUUUUAAAUUGCAAUUCAUUGUUUGUAAUCCAACCACAAAGAAUUACGCAGUACUUCCUAAACUUGAUGGAUUAGCUACUGCUUGCCAUGGUUACUUGGCUUUUGAUCCUUCAAAAUCUCCUUACCAUUACAAAGUAGCAUUGUUCGAUUACCGCCCGGACCAUUAUCAAAUUCACGUCUACAGUUCGCAGAGUUUAUGUUGGAGAAAGGUUUUCCCAGACCAAAAUUGUUUUGGUUUUGGUCGUGGUGUCUUUUGGAAUGGAGCAAUCCAUUGGCCAACCGAUGACCAUUUUCUGAAGAGAUUUGACGUUGAUGUAGAGGAGAUAAUAGCAAUGCCAAACCCUCAAUCGCCCAAAAUUCUUUCCCGAUACAGAACUAUGUAUUUUGGAGGAUGUGGUGGCGGUUUGAUUCUUAUUCAGUCUCCUUCAUACUGCCCUAGCGAAUUCAGUAUCCUUGAGCUGGAAAAGGAUUACAGUGGUUGGGUUGUCAAGUGCCGGGUCAAUCUUAGGCCCUUAAUAUCAGAAUUUCCUGAGAUGGAAAGUAGAAGCCACAAGAACUCCAAUAGUUAUAGCGUGCUGCAUGCUGUGGAGGGAGAGAAUGGAAGUGAUUUUGCUCUCUUGUUAGCUACUCCUAGAAGAAUUAUUUCCUAUAACCUGAAGUACAAGACAUGGAAUGUGCUUCGUGAUCUAAUGCUGCGUGAGUCAAAAAAAAUUUGUUUGAAAAGUUAUGCUUUUCCCUUUAUGGAAACUUUAUUUCCAGUUUGAAGAGAAUCGAUCUUAUGUGUUGGAGGCUUGGAGCACGUAUUGAUCACUUUUUGUGUUAAUUAUGAAUGAUGCUAGUAGUAUUUUUUAGUGCUGUUUUCUUGUAGUAGUUAGUUGUGCUUGGAAUUCUAUUGGA
Messenger RNA from Rhododendron vialii, 1376 nucleotides. RefSeq names its product F-box protein At5g07610-like. The record is from RefSeq and is a predicted model, not a curated record. The transcript is spliced from 2 exons. The coding region runs from base 356 to 1243 and encodes 295 amino acids. NCBI's taxonomy places the organism in Eukaryota, Viridiplantae, Streptophyta, Magnoliopsida, Ericales, Ericaceae.